CAUUCUAGCUGUGUGCUUAGCUUAUGAAUGAUCCCAAAAAGUAUUAGAAUGAGUUGAAUAUGAUAAUUAGUUUAAAUAAAAUAAAUGAUUUUUACUCAUUAGAUUAUGGAAUUAACAUAAUUAUCAAAAUGCCUUCAAUCUAUAUUAAUAUUAUUAUAGCUUACAUUUUAGCCUUAUAUGGAAUAUUAAUUUUACCUGUCAUACUUAGUAUUCUCCCAGUUAUGCUUAGAAGGCAUAUUACUAUCAUUAUUUAUUCUUGCCAGGCAUAUAAUUUUAAAUACCCACUUCACACUGUCACUUAUAAUACCUGUUAUCCUGCUAGUCUUCGCAGCCUGUGAAGCCACUGUAGGCCUUGCACUGUUAGUUUCCAAUGCAUACGAAAUAGGUUAUGUUCACAACCUAAACCUCUUGCAGUGCUAAAAAUUGUUCUACUCACAAUCAUACUCAUUCCAACUGCAUGAUAUUCUAAAAACAAUAUAAUCUGAAUUAACUAUGCAAGCCUACUAAUUAGCAUAACAACCCACUACUUUUAAGAAUUGAACCCAAUGAAGAUAACCUAAACUUUUCAACAAUAUUCUCCAACUCACAAUGGACUCCCCUACUGCUAUUAACAUGACUACUACCCCUAAUAUUAUAGGAAGUCAACAUCACAAGAACAUGAAAAAACACACUCACAUCACUCUACUUACUCCUCACAAACAUUUCUCAUUACAACAUUUUCAGCCACAGAACUAGUUAUAUUUUAUUUGAAGCAACACUCAUUCCAGUCCUGGUCAUUAUCACCUAAUGAGGGAACCAAACAGAAUUACUAAACGCAGACACGCACCUUCCUGUUCUACACUCUAAUAGCCUCAUGGCCCCUUUCAGUUGCAUUAAUUUAUAUUCAAAACAUCACUAAAUUUUCUACUAACAUACUCUGGAGUUCAACCAAUAAUUCUUGAUCCAACACUCUCAUGAUUCGCAUGUAUUGAGCAUUUAUGGUGAAAAUACUCUUACAGGGACUCCACUUCUGGCUUCCUAAAACACACAUUGAAGCCCGCAUCACCAGAUCAAUAGUCCGUGCAGCUGUACUAUUAAAAGUAGGUGGAUAUGGUAUAAUGCAAAUCACAGCCAUUCUGACCCCAUAGCAAACUUCAUAGCCUGCUCGUUCCUGAUACCAUCCAUAUGAGGAAUAAUUAUAACAGCUUACUCUGUCUUCGCCAAACUGAUCUAAAAUCAUUAAUUGCCCGUGUAUCAGUCAAUCACGUAGCACUAGUGAUUGUAGCUGUUCUAAUCCAAGCUCCCUGAAGCUUUGAAGGAGUCCAGUCUUAAUAGUUGACCAUGGCCCAAUACCACCUAAAUUAUUCUGCCUAGCAAACUCACAUUAUCAGUGAAUUCACAGCCAUGCUGUAUUACUGGCACAAAGCCUCCAAAGGUGUUACCACUAACAACAACUUAUGUUGACUGCGAGCAACUAGCUUAGCUCUGUCAUCAACCAUCAACAUAGUGGGACAGCCGUUCCUAGUCUUAGCAUCAUGUUCAUGAUCAAGUUUAAUAGGAGCCAGUAGAUUAAUUGCUGCCCUAAACUCCCUGUACAUCCUAAAAGGUGUCUUAACAGCUGUCCUCAAUGCCCACACUUCAGUGUUUUUCUAUUACAAAGAUUGUAAAUGUGUAUUUUUAAAUCUUAAGUUUGCCUUUUAAUUUUUUCAGGAUUUGAUUUAUAUAAACUUUGGACAUUUUUAAUCUAUUGAUUGUAUUUUUUGACAGUCCUGCUGAUUCUAAUAUAACACAUCCUCCAUGAGAGCUUUGAAUUAAUGCUUUGCUCCUUCCUCUUAUCUAUUUAGUUCCUGUGGUUUUUCUUCUUCUGGUAAGAACCCAUAUGGCAGGAAUUCCCUAAAAGAAGGAGCCAUAGGGACCUUCAUUAAUUAUAUGUUCUGUAUGGUAGUCAAAAGAGGUAACAGAUCUGUUGUGUCUGAAUACACUUCUAUUCCUUUAUUUUUUUCAUAAUAUUUCUUCUUAUUUGUAUCAAAACUCAUACUGAACAAUGAGUUCUGGAUUACAAAAGAGCAGUAAUUUUUUACAUUCCCUAUAAAAGUCUUUGUCCACAAGUUAGACAAAAACACACCAGACUGCCUGUUUCUAUUUCUUUUUUAUUUGAAGAGCAGGGUUACAGAUAAAGGGAGACACGCACACACACACACACACACACCCUCCAUCCGCAGAUUCACACCUCAAAAGGUCUCAGUGGCCAGAGCUGGGCCAGGCUGAAACCAGGUGCCUGGAACUCCAUGUGGGUCUCCUGCAUGGUCACAGGGGCACAAGCACUUGGGCCGUGUUGCACUGCUUUCCCAGGUGCAUCAGCAGGGAGCUGGAUGGGAAGUGGAGCAGCACCUGCCGCUUUAGGGACUGCCCUCUGGAGUAUUCGGAGGCUGCAGUGCAGCAAAGUGGCCUGGCUGCCAACCCCUCCGGCUACGGACCCCUCCCAGAGCUCCGAGGAUGGUCCUGCAUGGAUGGCCACCUGGCUCCCCCAAUGAAAGGCCAGCUUAGAAGAAAAGCUGGAUGGGAGAAGUUUGCAAGGCGCCUUGUGCUGCUGUCACAGAAAAUGGAAGCUGGAUUAUGGGCAUGGCAGUUGCAGCAGGAAGAAGAAAGGAAGCAGAAAAGUGCUCUUAAAUCCAAAGGGGCUUCACUGCACAGCCUGCUUUCAAGUCAAUAAAAGCAAGUCUGUGGCACAGAGGAUUACAGCCCUGACCUGCAGCGCUAGCAUCCCAUAUGGGCGCCAGUUCAAGUCCUGGCUGCUCUACUUCCGAUCCAGCUCCCUACUGAUGGCCUGGGAAAGCAGUGGAAGAUGGCCCAAAUGCCUGGGCCCCUGUACCCAUGUGGGAGACUCGGAAGAAGCUCUUGGCUUCAGCCUAGCCCAGCCUCGGUCAUUGUGUCCAUUUGGGAGUGAACCAAAAGAUGGAAGACCUUUCACUCUCUGUGUCUCUACCUCUUUCUGUAACUCUGCCUUUCAAAUAAAUAAUAAUAAUUAAUUAAUUAAUUUUUUUAAAAAAGAACCAAGCCCCUUGAAGGAUCAGACUCCUUGGAAGAUUAAAAAAAAAAAAAUCCUGCCCUCUUUAAAAAAAAAAUAACAGUAGAGCAGGUGGACUUGAACUGGUGUUCUUGUUGGAUGCUGGCAUGGCAGGCUCUGACGUAACCUGCUGCACCACAGUGCAGGUCCCUCACUGAAUAGAUUUCAUUCUUUGAUGGCUACCUCAGUUUAAGGGGGUGAUAAAGGAUAGCCAUGCAAGAAAGAUUAUUGUCAUGUUAAGGAAGGAUGCUCAGGAACUCAAAACUCUAAAUGCAAACCAUACUAGUUUGGAGGAAACAUUAAUUCCUCAGAUCUGAUCAGUACACAUUUUGUACAUUCAUUAACUGUCGCUCCCCCUCUUCGCGGAGGAACGACACAGGACCCUGCGUUGUUCUUUCGUCUGCUCGGCCCUCCUCGGGUUUGCUGCUGGUUCUUCCUGGGUUGGCUACCGUCCCUUCCACCUCCGUGGAAGGGCGGUUCCCCCUGCCACUUUCCCCACUUCCGCGGGGGAGCGGCACACCGCCGGCCGGCUCUCUCGGGGGCUGCUCAGGUGUUCCUUCAGAUAGAUGUUCCUGGUGCAUGUUGUCUCUCUCCUCCUUUAUAGUCCUCUUCCACCAAUCCCAACUCUGCUACCCACACGCCGAGUACGCUGCUCUCCUCCAAUCAGGAGCAGGAUCAGCUCCUGCAGGUUACUGGUCGAACUGGAGGCAACUGUGUAGAAGCUGUUUACUCCUCUCCCAGCGCCAUGUUGUGGGAGAGCAGAUGCAUAGAAUAAGUCUUAAUUCCAGUAACUUAGUCUAGUCCGAGUUGCUCCCCACAAUUAACAUCUCACUUUAUACCCCUCAAGUAUGUACAAUUACUAAGUUGUAAUAAAGAGUGUUUUUAUAUAAGGAGAUGGAAAUGGUAACCUAAUUUGAUCACCACAUAUUGUAUAUAGGUGUAGAAUUUAUAACUAAAAAAAAAUAGAUGUUUACAUUUGUCAGGUUCCUAUUGUAUGUCACAGGACCAACGAUAGAGAAAUUGCAUGGCUCCCUCUUGUAAAUCACACUGUGGCACAGAGGGUUAACGCCCUGGCCUGAAGCACUGGCACCCCAUAUGGGCACUGGUUCAAGACCUGGCUGUUCCACUUCCAAUCCAGCUCUCUGCUGUGGCCUGGGAAAGCAAAAGAAGAUGGCCCAAGUCCUUGGGCCCCUGCACCCAAGUGGGAGACCCAGAAGAAGCUCCUGGCUUUGGAUUGGCACAGCUCUGGCCAUUGCGGCCAAUUGGGGAAUGAACCAGCAGAUGAAAGACCUCUCUCUCUCUCUCUGCCUCUCCUCUCUGUGUAACUCUGACUUUCAAAAUAAAAAAAAAGUAAUAAAUAAAUAAAUAUCCUGUUUUUCCUCCCUAAAAGAUGUAUGGUGUUUCUAUUCCCAAGGCAUCCAUGACUGUGCUCUUGUCUUGGUGUUUGUUUCUCCUCCAUCAUCACAUUUUGACUGUUGUUUUGUCUGAGUGCAGUGGGUUUUACUGGUGACAAUUGCCAAGGUAGGGCUCCCUAAGCCCCUCCUGUGCUCUAGGGGAUCUUGGACGGGAAAUGUGCAGAGGAGAAGCUCUCAAUGGGUGGAGACUGAGUGGGGACAGGGAAUCCCCAUGAGCCGAGGGCCCCUCUCUCUCUGGUGGCCACAGUGCGGCUAGUGGUCUCACUGGGACUUGUGGUCCAGGAGGUCAUACUUUUUGGAGGCUCUAUGGACCCUAAGGUCCUCCACUCCGGUGCUGUAGCCAAAUUCAUUGUUAUAUCAGGAAACAAGCUUGACGGAGUGCUCAUUGAGGGUAAUGCCGUCCCCAACAUCAAAGGUAGAGAAGUGGGAGUCACUGUUGAAGUCACAGGAGACGACCUGGUCUGCAGUGUAACCCAGGAUGCCUUUCAGGGGCUCUCUCUCUCUCUCUCUCUCUCUAAAUACACACACACACAUGUAUAUAUACACACAUGCACAUAUGUAUGCAGUUUUUUAAGGGAGGAUAAAACAUAAUCUUAGAAGAUUUAAGUCAAGGAGCUUCUGGAAUUAUCUGAGAGGUCACAUGUGUUUACUGGUGACAGUAAAAUUGAGUUAACUGUACAGAGAGAAAAAGCAGUUCCCAUACAGAGUUGAGAGUUAGGUGAUUGUUGGUUGAACUGUAAC
Molecule: messenger RNA, 5202 nt
Organism: Oryctolagus cuniculus (rabbit)
Lineage: Eukaryota; Metazoa; Chordata; Mammalia; Lagomorpha; Leporidae
Source: RefSeq, a predicted model, not a curated record